Molecule: messenger RNA, 3589 nt
Organism: Penaeus chinensis
Lineage: Eukaryota; Metazoa; Arthropoda; Malacostraca; Decapoda; Penaeidae
Product: single-minded homolog 1-like
Exons: 11
Coding region: 1346-3316 (656 amino acids)
Biological process (GO): regulation of transcription by RNA polymerase II
Molecular function (GO): DNA-binding transcription factor activity, RNA polymerase II-specific; protein dimerization activity; RNA polymerase II transcription regulatory region sequence-specific DNA binding
Source: RefSeq, a predicted model, not a curated record
UUGCGGACCAGCUGAGUAAAACCCCCCAAACGAAACUCUCUUUUACACACAGACCCAUGGAGGGGGAGCAGGACAUUUGAGUGACCAUGUCAGGUUUGGAACACACCACAUCCCAUCCACUAAGAGCCAAGUGCCUAUGAAUACUCGAAACACAACAACAAAAAACUCCCGGGCGUUCCAUGUAAAAAAAACUAAAACAAAACACUGAGCCAACAGCCCAAAGGUUUCCAGCGAAAUACAUGCGGUUCCUCAGCGCCCAGGAGAGCCCGAGGCGAGGACCUUCUUUCUCUCCCUCUCUCUCUCGCUAGUUCCUGCGCGGACGCCUGUUUCCGCGCCCUCCAGUGCGCUUCCACGCGGCGUCGAAGGAGUCGAGGUCGGCCAGGCACGGCGCGUCCUCUCCCCGGCGACAGCGACAGCGGCGUCAGUCGGGACUCGCUCGCGCUCUCCGAGUGACCGACUGAGGAGACCUUCGGGACUAACUGUUAUUCUCUCUCCCUCUCUGUCUCCCUUUUACCUCCAUCUCUCUUGCUCCCGUUCGCGCGCACGCACCGAGCCGAGGCUCGACAGCGCCUGGAGGCGGCAUUUUCACACAAAGCAUCCCUCAGAGGGCCUCUUGCCUGGGCUCUCGACGUGGCCCUCCCUCAGCCCCGUCGAGCGGAGGACCCUUCUCGCGCGGCGUCCCCGAGCGAGCGCCCGACGCUAGCGGAGGUGCCAGCCGAGCGGAGCCGCCCGCGAGCGCCCGUCGGGCCCCACUCGGCCUCCUAUCUCCCUUCGCGUCGACGCCCCGGGGUUCAUCUCCGCGUCGGACGGACGUCGCCUGCAGGAGCGCAUUAUGGUAAAGGACUUCCGCGUCCUUGAGUGCUUGGCCGUGCCCUCGUCGUAGGAGGAUACGCGCGCGAAGGAAGUCCUUUUAGUGCGGCUACAGUGUUGAUCAAUUGAACAGUGUGAGAGACCUUCCCGGCGCGGUGUCCUGUGCUAUAAACUGUUCAGGAGACCUUUGCUGAACUACAGUGUGAAGACAAGAAAUUGAAAUUAGAAAAGGAGGAAAGUCCUUAACGAUUUUAAAACAAUUCUUGCAUGUGCGGAAGGAACGGGAUCCGGAAAAGAAAAACUCGAAUAUCACAUUUAGAACAAAUAAACAAACCAAAAAGAGAACAUCCCCUUCAGCGCAGUCAUGCACUCAGGAGUCGCAUGACCAGCAAACGAGAAAGAGAGCAAAAGACAAAAGAAUAAAAGAAAAAGGAAAUAAAAAGAAAAGGAAAGGCAAUAAUAAAGAAGAUAAAGAAGAGGACACGGCGUUUCCCAGUUACUCACAGUCCUCACCGUCGCCUUUGACACCGUCCCAAUGCAUGAUAUUAUCAAGAUGUGCAGCUUCGAGGGCACCAAGUCCACCAAGGGCGCCUCCAAGAUGCGCCGCGACCUCCUUAACUCGGAGAUCAGUCAGCUGCGGGACCUCCUGCCGCUGCCGGCGUCCACGCGCCAGAGGCUGUCGCAGCUGCAGCUCAUGGCCCUCGUCUGCGUCUACGUCAGGAAGAGCAACUACUUCCAGCAAGAUUUCUCCCUCUUCUCUCCCUCAGCCAUGAAGCACACGCCCGCCAGCCGAGCGGAGGCGCCCAAUCUGGAGUUCCUGAAGGCUCUCAGCGGUUUCCUCAUGAUGCUGACCCAGGGAGGAAAGCUGCUCUACAUCUCCGACAACGCUGCUGAGUACCUCGGACACUCCAUGGAGGACCUCCUGAUCCACGGCGACAGCGUCUACGACAUCAUCGACAAGCAGGACCACGCGGCCGUGCAGGCGGAGCUGGUGCGGGGCGCGCAGACGGCCGCCGCCGCCCACGAGGAGGACCGCCUCUUCCUCUGCAGGAUGAACGUGUCCAGGAACGCCCGCAGGCAAAUGAGGUUCGGGGACCAGAAGGUAGUCCUGGUGGCGGGGCACUACCUGUCGUACCUGCCGCUGUGCUCGAGGAACGAGCCCGUGUUCCUGGCCCACUGCACGCCCGUCGCCAUGCCCGAGACCCGCGAGAGCGUCGUCCAGGGCGCCACCAACGUCUUCACCUCCGUCCACACCCUCGACAUGAAGUUCAUCAACCUCGAUAAGAACGGCGAGUUCUACCUGGGCUACAACCGCUCCUCGCUGGCCGGCGUGUCGUGGUACCACCUGAUCCACCCCGAGAACAUGCGGGAGGCGCAGACCAAGCACAGGCUCAUCACGACGAGCGAGCAGGACCGGUCGUGCAUCGUCUUGCUGCGGCUGCAGGCGGCGGGCGGCACGUGGCGCUGGGUGCACUGCGUCCUGCAGCUCAAGGACGGCGGCGAGACGGGCCAGACGCCCCCCCAGGCCUCCCCACAGGGCGCUCAGCAGGUCGCUGCCCUCAGCCCCUCGGGGGGCAGCAGCAGCAGUAGCAGCAGCAGCAGCAACGGAGGCAACAGCGGCGGCGGCAGCAGCGGCGGCGGCGGCGGCCAGAGCCAGCAGCCGGUGAUCGUGGCGACGAACCAGGUCCUGGGCGAGAAGGAGGCGGCCGUCCUGCGCGCCAACUCGUGGCUCUACCACUACUACACGAUGCAGUCCAAGCUGCAGUACGGCCUCGCCUACGACACGCACGCGCACCGCGUCCACGCCUACUACCCGCAGGUCAUGACCUAUCAGACGGACCCCGCGGCGUCCUACAUGAACCCUCCGGCGCUCAACGGCGGCCACUACCACCAGUCCUACGCCGCGCCCGCCGCCCACUCGCCCUACUCGCUGGCCUCGCCCUCCGCCUACGCCCACCUGCAGCACUACCACCACCACUACUCCGUCCGCCUGCAGCACGGCCUCGACUACUCGCGCGACCCCGCCUGGGGAUACUACGACGCCGCGCCCGCGUCCUCCGCCCUCACCUCCGCCUCCGCACACGCCGGCGCCGCUCCGCCCGCGCGCAGCGGCCGCGCGUCCGAGUCGCCGUCGGAGACGAGGCGCAAGUCGCCGGCGGCGCCCGCGGCUCACGGCAGCGUGGCCGAGGGCGGCGGCGUGGCGGUGGCGACGCCCGUGGCGGUGCGGGCGGCCCCCGCCGGCGUGCACAAGGGCGCCUCGUCGCCCGAGCUGGACCAGCUGGAGGCGCCAUGGAAGGCGUCGCCGACGCAGGAGGUCCCCGACUACCCCGAGUACUCGCCCUACAUCACGCCGCCCUACUCGGCGGCCACGCCCACCAAGCACCACGUCUUCUCCUUCGACCACGGCGACCCGAGGGACGCCCACGCCCACCAGGACCAGCACGUGCCCUCGGGCCCGCCCGACCCACGCGACGCCCCCUGGUACUCGCACGCCUUCGUCAGAUAAUGCCAGAAGCUCGGCAGCAGGACUCACGCCUCCUCACACUGACGUGUUCUGUAGGUCCCUCCUAGUCUGUGCUAGUCCUCCCUCGCUCUGACACUUCGCCCGUCCGGUUGGGCCUUCGCCUGCUUCUGGUUUCCUUCGAGAUCCUGGGGUUUAAAGAAAGAGAAAACAAAGAAAGAAAAAAGAAAGGAAGAAAAUGAAGAUGUAAGAAAGAAAGGAAGAAAGAAAGAAGAAGAGGAAGAUGAAGAAAAAGUAAAGGAGAUGACGAGGAGGAUA